Molecule: messenger RNA, 1411 nt
Organism: Chlorella variabilis
Lineage: Eukaryota; Viridiplantae; Chlorophyta; Trebouxiophyceae; Chlorellales; Chlorellaceae
Exons: 8
Coding region: 191-1411 (406 amino acids)
Biological process (GO): carbohydrate metabolic process
Source: RefSeq, a predicted model, not a curated record
GCAGCCUUUUGCGCGGCCAAUCCGUGGCAAAGGGCUCCGGCAGUGCUCCACGCCUAGACCUAGCGACGCAGAAACGGCCGCCUCGGCGCGCCAGCAGCUUUACAUCUAGCCUAGCAACCCUGCAGCAGCUCGAUCAGGCGCCAGCUUCCACUGUUGCAGCCAUUGUUGUGUGCGCAACUUGAUUCAGACCAUGAUGUUGCGGAGGGCGCCCCUGACUGGCCAGCGUUGCGGCAGUCUGGCGUCCCAACGACCCCUGCGCCGCGGGGAGACUCUGCCAAGGGCCAGCCGGGCCUCCAGGUGGAGGGGGCUGUUGGAGGCCGACGACGCCGCCCUGGCUGUCGGCGACGACAGCACCAGCCCCGCAGACCUGGCCGUUGAGGCCGCCCGUCAGGUGGCUGAGAAGGCCUUCAGCCAGCCCACCUACAUGUACGUGGCUGUGGAUGACGACGAGGAGGAGGAGGUCGUGGACCGGCUGUGGCGCAAGCUGGAUGCGGUGAAUCGCGAGCUGGCCUGGGUGACAGAAGCGGAAUACCUGAGCGGCCUGCCCACCUCCCCGCCGACCUCGCCCCGCCUGCACCAGCCGCUGGCCGUCAACAACGUGGUGCUGCACCCGCACAACCUGCCCACACUGGCGCCGCCGCCGCCGCCCGUGGCGCCGCCGCCGCCGCCCGCCCCCGAGCCGGAGCGGCAGCGGCAGCCGGAGCGGCAGCCGGAGCGGGUGGUGCUGCCCGACACGCCGCGCUUUGAAGGCCUGCCCGGGGGCGGCAAGGCGGAGGGCACCGGCAAGGAGGUGCUGCUGCAGGGGUUCAACUGGGAAAGCUGGCGCAACAACUGGUUUGAGCACAUCUCGGGUCAGGCGCAGGAGAUUGCCGACAUGGGGUUCACAUCCGUCUGGCUGCCGCCCUUCACCGACUCUGUGUCUGAGCAGGGCUACAUGCCUCGCGACCUGUACAACCUCAACUCCCGCUACGGAUCGGAGCAGCAGCUGAUCAACUGCGUGCGCUCCCUGCAGCAGCACGGCAUCAAGGUGCUGGGAGACGCGGUGCUGAACCACCGCUGCGCGCAGCACCAGGGCGCCGGCGGCGUGUGGAACCAGUUUGGCGGCAAGAUGACGUGGGACGAGCGCGCCAUCGUCGGCGACCAGGCGGAGUAUGGCGGGCGCGGCAACCUGUCCAGCGGCGAGUUCUUCUCCGCUGCCCCCAACAUCGACCACUCCCAGCCCUUUGUCAAGCGGGACCUGUGCGAGUGGAUGUGCUGGCUGCGGGAGCACGUGGGAUUCUACGGCUUUUCCCCCCCGAUUAUUUUUCACCGCCCGCCACCCGGACGCUGCACAGCGCGGCGCCCAGGCGGCGGCGGCCCCUGCACAGAGCCCUGCUGCUGCUGGCUGGCUGGGAGCGCGUCCCGUAGAUGA